CUUUCUCUCUCUCGUGCCUGCUCAUUGCUCACUGACAGUCCGCUGAGAAGUGACUGUGGAACUGACACCGGCAGCUGCGCUUCGCCUAGAAAACUUGUUGAAACUGCAAAUUAUGGCACGCAGAAUUUUGGAGAUCGUAACGAAGAAAGGAAAUUAAUUUGUAAAUAAUUGUUUAGUUGUUAAUCAUUAAAACAUCUCCAAAGACUCCUUAUGUCUCUUUGUGGAGGAACAGGCGAACAAGGAGGUGUUCGUUUUUACCUGGGAACAGGUAGUGCUAUAGGAAAACUGGGUUCACAAAAAGAUCUAAAAUGAACGAGUCUCUGGACCUGAACAUUACCCUUGUGGAUGAUGGUAACUGGACUUUCAUCAAUGGCUCGAGUGAAUUCUUUUUACCUUUGAACAACAUUACAUAUGUUGGAUAUUACCUGCACCAGCCAUCAGUAGCAGCUGUCUUCAUAGUGUCCUACCUCCUCAUAUUCCUGGUCUGCAUGAUUGGAAAUGGAGUGGUUUGCUUCAUCGUGUUACGGAGCAAAAAUAUGCGCACUGUCACCAACCUAUUCAUCCUCAACCUCGCCAUCAGCGAUCUUCUUGUUGGGAUUUUCUGCAUGCCCACAACGCUUCUUGACAACAUUAUUACAGGUUGGCCAUUCGGAAGCAUGGUAUGCAAAAUGAGCGGCAUGGUGCAGGGCAUUUCAGUCUCAGCCUCUGUUUUCACCUUGGUUGCCAUAGCGGUUGACAGAUUUCGAUGUAUUGUGUAUCCCUUCAAGCAAAAACUGACAAUAUCAACAGCCACCUUCAUUAUUGUGAUCAUCUGGGUGCUGGCGGUGUCCAUCAUGUGCCCUUCUGGUGUCAUGCUCCAGGUGACUAAAGAACAAAACAUCCGUGUGUUUCGGGGAAAUAAUCGAUCAAGCCCUUUCUACUGGUGUAGAGAAAACUGGCCCAACCAGGAAAUGAGGAAGAUCUACACUACCGUCCUGUUCGCCAACAUUUACCUCGCCCCUCUGUCCCUCAUAGUAAUCAUGUAUGCAAGGAUUGGUAUCACUCUGUUUAAAACGGCUAUGCCGGCAGGGGGCAAACAUGGCCAUGAUAAUCGCCAUUCUGUGUCAAAGAAGAAACAAAGAGUGAUCAAAAUGCUCCUCAUCGUGGCCUUGCUCUUCAUCCUGUCCUGGUUACCUCUGUGGACGCUGAUGAUGCUAACAGACUAUGUUAAACUUACCGAACAUCAGUACAGGGUCAUUAACAUCUACAUAUAUCCAUUUGCUCACUGGCUAGCUUUUUUCAACAGCAGCGUCAACCCAAUCAUUUAUGGGUUUUUCAAUGAGAACUUCCGCCGUGGAUUUCAGGCCAUCUUUAAGUUUGGCCUGUGUCCUGUCGGCGGUCAACAUCGGACUUAUUCUCACAGGGUACAAGGCAAUUCUGUGCAGCCGGUGAAUCUGCAACCCUCCACGGAGCCGAUCUCUCUAAAUAGCCUGGAGAACAACAGCUCGAGGAGGAUGAAUCACAUUAAUGAGCAGGACUUGGUGAUGGAAGAUUUAGAGAAAGUGUCUGAAUACAGUAUGGAAGGAGCUUCUCUUUAAGAGGCUUCAUUGAGAUUAAUUGUAUUUGCUAUUUUGUUUAAUAUUGGCUACAUAAAUUACAUCUCAAAUUAAAGACUAUUAUUUAAUGCAAAUUUUAAAAAUACAUUGUGAACGUUCUAUAAUAUAGAUGUGCAUAAAAUGGAUCGGACACAUUUGCUUUAAAUGGUUGUUUGCUGCUAACAUGAAUGUACUUGUCAGAUGCAGAUGGACACAUCUGGUCGUUUAACUAUAAUUACAGUUUAAACUUCAAUUUUUACAUAUUUGCAAUUUGUAUGAUAGAUUCAUUUAAAGGGGCUAUAUGUAAAACAGGAUGCCGAAAGUGAUUUUUAACCACAAAUUAGUUGAUUUCGUUCACAUAAUGUAUAAAAGGGUAAACUUGAUUUAACACCCUGAUGUAUACAAGACAAAGUUCAUUUCAUUAGACACAUCCCUGCAAUUCAUUUCAAAAGAUAAAAUAUGAUUUUCAAAGUAUAUUUGCAGACUUUGUCAGUAGUUUUUACCAGUGUUAUUUAUUUUAGAGGAGCAAUGACAUGACAAUAUAAAAUGGCUCUUUUAAUAUUGUCCUGAACUUUGCACAAUCCAUUUGACUUUCUUGUCAAAACAUGCUGUCUCCACAUAGAUUAAAAAAGACAUUUCAUGGACAAUCGUCAAGGUUGAAGAGUUCACUACUAGCUGUUUACACCACACAUAGAAAGUGUAAUACAUUAUUAAUAUUAUUCUGUUUUUACACAUAGCCUCUUUAAUAAAAGCAUUGUUGUAAAACUAUGUAUGUACACAACUUGAUUACGUGUAUUUACUGCUGUACUCGGGUUUUAAAGGACAUCCUUUAUUUGGUAAUUCAUUUUUGCACAGGGAAGUAUUACAACUGCCAUGAUCCAGAAUCUUUCAUUGUUUCUGGAAUCCAGUCUGGGAUUUUAGGCACAGGAAAUACAAAUAUUAAACAUACCUCAUCUGUG
Danio rerio (zebrafish) is the source of this 2533-nucleotide messenger RNA. The record is from RefSeq and is a predicted model, not a curated record. Lineage: Eukaryota; Metazoa; Chordata; Actinopteri; Cypriniformes; Danionidae.